Molecule: messenger RNA, 984 nt
Organism: Phyllostomus discolor (pale spear-nosed bat)
Lineage: Eukaryota; Metazoa; Chordata; Mammalia; Chiroptera; Phyllostomidae
Product: low-density lipoprotein receptor class A domain-containing protein 1-like
Exons: 7
Coding region: 260-883 (207 amino acids)
Cellular component (GO): plasma membrane
Molecular function (GO): protein binding
Source: RefSeq, a predicted model, not a curated record
GCCAUGACCUUUUUUGAUACCGCAGCAGAAGCCAGCCUGCAGGUAAGGUGAUCACCGUGUAAUCACCCUUCUUUCAGCAGCGGAGGAGCAAACUGACAGAGGCGUCCUCACGGUGGUGAGCACACGUCUCUUACACCACCCUCCCGACCGGACUGCGUAACUCACUCCACGGCGGACAGCGCUGAGAACUGGAGGUCUGAGUGGAAAAGGAUUUCCCUGGGGACCCAGGUGUCCACUGAAGCCCGGCCCUCCGGCGCCCAUGCCCUCUCCCAGAGUUCAUCCGCAGAGCCAGGGGACAGAAGUCUCUUCUGUUUCCAGUGCAAAGGAAGUCCCUUCAGAUCUGGAGCGUAAAAAAGAGCAAUGCUGGCCCCCCACCAGGCAGUGCCUCUGGAUUACCUGCAUGGCAUUCCUUGUGCUCGGAGUUCUGGCUGCCGUGAUCGGUCUUGGGAUUACCUUUGGGAUCCCUGGAAAACCUGCAAGCUGGCCGUACCGGCAGUGUAAGACAGCCUCACAGCACCCAGGCUUCUUGUGUGAGGACCUCGAGACCUGCCUGCCACCCUCCCUGCUUUGUAACGGCAAGCUGGACUGCAGUCACGGUGAAGAUGAGUCUGCUGCCUUCUGUGGUCAAAUGCCCAGCAGUCUCCCACAAAACUUGAUAUUCAAGUGUCCCAACCAGGAGACUUGGACGUAUGUGGACAAGGUGUGUGACACGAGGAACGACUGUGGCGAUUGUUCGGAUGAAUCAGUUUUACAGUGUCCCAAGUGUCCGGGCUGGAGAUGUGAAACUGUUUUCUUUGCUGACUGUGCCUGCAUUCCCAGAACUCGCUGCAGAAAUGGCAUUCAGGACUGUGCUGAUUGGAGUGAUGAAAAAUUAUGUGAAUAGAAGACUUUCCUAAUUAUUAUAUUGGAAAAGCUAGAAGCUGUUAUUCGUUCUGUUAGGACUUUUCUCAAAAAAAAAAAAAUAGAAAAUGGGGCAGCCCUGGC